AUGGCAGUUCGCGACCGCCAGCAGAUUAUCAUUUUUGGGGACUUGACUUGCGACUCCGUCGCGGGUCUAGGGUCUCUCGUUGCGAUUAAAGAUAAUCCUCUUCUGACCUCCUUCUUUGAAAAAGUCACUUUUGGUCUACGAGAAGAGAUUGGCCGUCUUCCGUUCGAGCAGCGUCAGCGAUUCGUUCGAUUUAUUACAAUUGAGGAGCUCCUUGCGAGAGUCAAGCAGUUAGCCUGUCCUCACCCAGCCCUCGAGAAAGCCCUAGCCUGCACUUAUCAAUUUGCUUGCUUCAUCAGGUACUACACGUCCCCAGGUCAAAGAUAUCCAUCGCCUCAUCAUACAUGCUUGGUCGGACUUUGUACGGGCCUUCUCACUGCGGCUGCUGUGGGCUGUUGUCAGAGUAUUACAGACCUUAUUCCACUCGCAACACAUACAAUCUUAGUUGCUUUCCGCACAGGCCUAUUUGUUGCAGACGUUCGCGACCGGAUUGAACCUCAAACAGGGUCGCCAGCGUCAUGGAGUGUGUUGGUCCCGGGCCUUGGAGGCGAUACUGCACUUUCAGUUCUGGGGAGGUAUAGUAAGGAGAAGGGCCUCCCAACUACAUCGGCCCCAUACAUCAGCACAUAUGCCAGCGCGGGAGUUACUCUGAGUGGGCCCCCAAGCGCACUUGAGGACGUUCUUCGUUCUGAUUACCUCCUGAAGAACCGGUCUCUUGCUAUUCCUAUCUAUGCACCAUACCACGCUUCUCAUCUUUACGGACACAAAGAUAUAGACAAUGUGCUAAGGGGAACUGCCGGUACAGGGUUUGCAUCACGCCAGUGUCAAUUCAGGAUUUCGUCCCCCAUCACUGGACAGGCAAUUGACGUGGAUACAUUCGAGGCACUUAUUAGUCACGCGUUAAACGGGAUCCUCCGAGAACCGCUUCAACUAGAACGAAUCGUAUCCUCGCUUGGCGAGGCUCUGGCAACAUCCUCAUUGACAAAAGGCUGCACCAUAUUACCCAUUGCGACGCUCGCUGGGCAAAGCUUCGCUGCGGCUCUCAAAGAGCAUGAAGUAUCGGAUGUAACUGUAGAUCCAUGCAUGAACUCUAGCAUUGCGGUGAGAGACGAUCGAACAUCCACCAGUGGUCACCUCGGUCACUCCAAGUUGGCGAUCAUCGGAUAUUCCGGGCGGUUCCCUGAUGCCAACAGCAAUGAUGAGUUUUGGCAAUUGCUCCAUGAAGGCCGUGACGUCGCGAGUACAGCGCCCAAUAAUCGCUGGGAUGUCAAGACCCAUGUUGACCCAACCUUGAAAAGGAAGAACACCAUGGGUACGCCCUACGGAUGCUGGCUGAAAGAUCCGGGUCUCUUUGAUGCGAGAUUCUUUGCAUUGAGUCCGCGAGAAGCGCCGCAGACUGAUCCUGCGCAGCGCCUCUCUCUUAUGACGGCGUAUGAGGCGAUGGAAUUUGCUGGCUUUGUGCCGGAUUCAUCACCAUCUACACAAUCUGAUCGCAUUGGGGUGUUCUAUGGCACAACCAGUAAUGAUUGGGGAGAGACCAAUAGCUCGCAAAAUGUUGAUACAUACUACAUCCCAGGCUCCUGUCGUGCCUUCAUCCCCGGGCGCCAGAAUUUCUUCUACAAAUUCAGCGGACCGAGCUACAGCGUCGACACAGCCUGUUCCUCCGGCCUGGCAGCCCUUCAUCUUGCUUGUAACUCCCUCCUAAAGGGGGACAUCGACACAGCUAUUUGCGGCGGAACAAACGUCCUGACAAAUCCUGAUAUCACCGCUGGCCUAGACCGUGGCCACUUCCUCUCUAGAACAGGAAAUUGCAAGACCUUCGACGAUGACGCGGACGGCUAUUGUCGUGGAGAGGGUGUCUGCACAUUUGUGAUCAAACGGCUAGAAGAUGCCACGGCUGACAACGACCCCAUUAUCGCUGUUAUCCUUGGAGCGUAUACGAACCACUCCGCUGAAGCAGAGAGUAUCACUCGGCCGCAUGUCGGGGCGCAGAAGGCUGUCUUUGAGAAGAUCCUCACCUCAGCUAGCGUUGAUCCGUAUAGUGUGGGAUAUGUUGAGAUGCAUGGGACUGGAACUCAGGCUGGUGAUGCCAGGGAGAUGAAAUCCGUACUGUCAAUCUUUGCGCCCGAGACAAAACGGCCACGGAGUGAUGAGGAGAGGCUGUUUCUAGGGUCUGCAAAAGCUAACGUUGGACAUGGGGAGUCUGUUUCCGGUCCCAUUGCUUUGAUCAAGUCGCUCAUGAUCCUUGAACGGAAUGAGAUACCUCCUCAUUGUGGAAUUAAGAACAAGAUCAACAGUGGAUUUCCAACGGAUCUCGAAGACCGCAAUGUUCAUAUCGCGAAGAGGCCCGUCCCGUGGGCCCGUCCAGAAGGAUGCGCACGCCGAAUCAUGAUCAAUAACUUUUCCGCCGCCGGUGGAAACAGUUCUGUCUUGAUCGAAGAUGCACCAGUCUUGAAACCCAAGCCUGGUCUGGCCGAUCCCCGCUCGACGUAUAUUGUCGCCGUCUCUGCCAAAUCGAGUACUGCACUGGAAGCCAAUAUCAGGUCUCUACUAUCAUACAUGACCACUGCCAAGCCGCCACUCCCUAGUCUAUCUUAUACAACAACUGCCCGUCGUAUGCACCAUCCCUUCCGGGUGAUGGUGGCCGGUUCCGAACUCGCAGAGGUUCACGCUCUGCUGGAGAACAAACUCUUGUCUCCAGCAAUCCAGGCCCGGACCAGGGCUUCCCAGCGUGUGGCAUUCGCCUUUACCGGGCAGGGAUCCCAGUACAUAGGCAUGGGACGGGAUCUGCUCAAGUUCAGUACUUUCCGGGGCGACCUUGAGAGGUUCGAUGCCAUUGUACAGACUCUUGGCUUUCCUUCAAUUUCUCCGUUGAUUGAAGAAAGCGAGGUGGAUAUUUACGAGCUUCAGCCUCUCGUCGUUCAGGUUGGAACAGUUUGCAUCCAGAUAGCUAUGGCUCGCCUGUGGAUAUCAUGGGGACUUGAGCCGUGCGCUGUUGUUGGCCACAGUCUUGGCGAGUAUGCUGCAUUGAAUAUUGCUGGGGUACUUUCUGAGGCAGAUACCAUAUUCGUGGCUGGUAAGCGCGCACAGUUGCUACAGGACGAUAUUUCCUCCAAUACGCACGCCAUGCUUGCUAUCAGCACCGGUGUGGAAGAAGCGCAAUCCCUCUGCAACGGUCUAGAAUACGAUAUUGCUUGCAUCAAUACGCCAAGGGAAACAGUUCUAAGCGGGACGAAUGAGCAAAUAGACAAAAUACUGGACAUAUUGUCUUCGACCAAUUUGAAGACGACCAGGCUUCGGGUCCCAUUUGCCUUCCAUUCAUCACAGAUGCAGUCCAUUCUAGUGAAGUUCAAAGCCGCUACACGAGGUGUAAAGUUCCGCGAGCCAAAGGUUCCUGUCCUUUCGCCUCUACUAGGGGAAAUCCUGACAUCCAAGGAACCAUUCGGACCAGAAUAUCUGGCUCGCCACUGCAGAGAAACUGUCAACUUCGCCGCUGCCCUAGACAGUGCCAAGGCGGACGGUCUCAUCAGCAAUGCGAUAUGGAUCGAGAUCGGCGCUCAUCCUAUCGUCUCUGGGCUGUUGAAGAACAACCUCGACUCGACAGCCAAGACCGUUCCAACUUUGCAGCGGUGCAAGGAUACAUGGAAGGUGCUUUCUUCUAGCCUGUCAGUUUUAUACGAGUCAGGCGUGGAGGUCCGAUGGCCCGAGUACCAUCGAGAUUUUAUCUCUGCCCUUUCUGUCUUACGCCUCCCAUCAUAUAACUGGGACCUGAAGGAGUACUGGAUGCAAUAUGUCAACGACUGGUCACUAUACAAAGGCGAUGCAAUGUUCCUCAAGGGAGUACCUGGUCUCUCGACUACCUGUGUUCAUAGACUGGUUGAAGAGAAGAAGGAAGGCAACAAAAUCACCGUUGUUGGUGAAGUAGAUGUGCUCCGCGAUGACAUGGACCCAUUUGUUCGCGGUCAUCGGGUCAACAAUCUUCCUCUUGUCACUCCAUCCGUGUAUGCUGAGAUGGCUCUUGUAAUCGGAGAAUAUCUCCGCAAGCAACAAACCCAGCUCGUAGGAGCCUUGGUCGACCUACAACAUAUGGAUGUGCAGAGGCCGUUUGCCACAAAGAGCAAAGGGAAAGGUCCGCAACUUCUACAAUGCCACAUUCUGCUUGAUUGUCAAACCCUUACCGCAACUGUGGAGUUCUGGAGCGUUACUCCAGAAGGAAAGAAGCUGGUCAGACACGCCUUGGCUAGCAUAGCAUUUCCGGAUGCUAAGGCGGCUCAGGCAGAGGUCCAGCAGCGCGCGGACAGCAUUCUAGCGGAAAUGGACGAUAUGGCUGCGAGAUUGAGUACCGAUGACCGAGUGCAGAAGUUCACCGGAAAGACGGGAUACAAUUUGGUAUCGUCGCUUGCCUCUUACGACUCCGAGUUUAUGGGAGUUUCUUCGGUUAUCCUGGAUAGUUCCCGGUUGGAGGCGACGGCUACCGUGAAAUUCAAUAACCCUCGGACGGACGGAGUAUACCAUGUCAAUCCGUACGUGAUUGACAAUCUUGGACAGCCAGCUCUCUUCGUUAUGAACGCGAAUGAUCGAGCCGACCUCAGCAAGGAAGUUUUCGUCAACCAUGGUUGGAAGUCUCUGCACUUUUACAAGCCGUUGUCAAUCACGAAUACAUACCGGUCGCAUGUUAAAAUGACUGGACCCGAUAAUGACGGCUUGUACGGCGGUGACAUGGUCGUCUUCGAAGGUAAGGAGGUUGUCGCCGUUUACAAGGGAAUCAAGGCACAGGGAGUACCCCGGAGGCUCAUGGAUUAUAUUGUCCACAUGCGAGAUGACACAAAGGCCGGCGCUCCUACUGGAGGAACUCUUCAAAUUGGCGAGAGCACUGCGUCAACCUCGGCUGCAGGCGGCUCGCUACAAACCACUCCCCCAGCAAGCGGCUCUGACAAUUGGCAAGCAGCACUCAAGAUCAUUUCCGAGGAGAGUGGCGUUCCCAUCUCGGAACUUUCACCAGAAGCGGCAUUUGACGACCUGGGUGUGGACUCUCUCCUCGCAUUGCUCUGCGCCAGCCGAUUCCGCGAGGAGCUCGGCCUACACUAUGAGUCCUCCAUUUUCCUGGACCAUCCGACCAUCAGAAAUCUCGAGGCAUUUUGGAAACAGGGCGCUCCUGAAGCAGGCACUGUAGCCGUCAGUGGCCGCGACGCCGCCCUAAACUCGAUGUUUGCUGAAGCCGAAAUAGAAAUGGACCAAGACAAGGGCAGCAGCGACGAAGGCAGAUCCGCAUCUGAGGCCAGCUCGUAUGAGGUGAUUAGCCAUAACACUAUAGAGACCAGUCCCGAGACAAGCAGCAUGCCCUCGCCAAAGGUCUCAGCGACCUCCCUCCUUCUCCAGGGAAACCCAGCUGUACCCUCUACAGUGAAGACACUAUUCCUCCUCCCAGACGGCUCCGGAUCAUGCUCUUCAUACGCAGGUCUCCCCCGUAUCCACCCCUCUAUCGCCGUCGUAGGAGUCAACUGCCCAUUCAUGAAGACCCCAGAAUCCUACACCUGCACCAUCGAUGAAGUUGCCCAGCUAUACAUCACCGAGAUUCGACGCCGCCAACCUCACGGACCCUACGCUCUUGGUGGAUGGUCGGUCGGUGGUAUUUUCGCGUAUCACAUUGCACAACAACUCGCUGCCCAAGGAGAACAAGUCACCGAGCUUGUACUCAUCGACUGUCCCGUCCCUAAAGGUCUCGACCACCUCCCCCACCGAUACUACGAAUACUGCGACACGAUAGGGCUCCUCGGUGACGUGAACGGAGUCAAACGGGACCCACCCCCAUGGCUGAUCUCACACUUUGAAGCCUGCGUCAACAGUCUACAUUCCUACCGCGCGACACCAUAUACAUCCAACGACCCCCCACGGACGCAAAUCAUCUGGGCCUGCGACGCGAUCGACAAACAUUGCGAACCAAAGUUUGAGCGCAGACCGGAGGAUCCGGAGGGAUUAAAGUUCCUCACAGCGACCAGAACCGACUUUGGGCCGUGUGGCUGGGACAGUCUCCUACCAGAAGAGGAUAUCGUCUUGGAUAGGAUGACGGGGGCGAAUCAUUUUAGUAUGAUGAAGGGGGAAUUUGCGAAACGGUUGAGUGAGAUGAUCGAGGGAUUUUUGAUGAUUGGAAAUUGA
This is a messenger RNA of Aspergillus alliaceus, 6153 nucleotides long. RefSeq names its product beta-ketoacyl synthase. Gene Ontology annotation, molecular function: 3-oxoacyl-[acyl-carrier-protein] synthase activity; fatty acid synthase activity. NCBI's taxonomy places the organism in Eukaryota, Fungi, Ascomycota, Eurotiomycetes, Eurotiales, Aspergillaceae. Bases 1 to 6153 code for a protein of 2050 amino acids. The record is from RefSeq and is a predicted model, not a curated record. Gene Ontology annotation, biological process: fatty acid biosynthetic process; secondary metabolite biosynthetic process. The transcript is spliced from 7 exons.